This is a messenger RNA of Diceros bicornis minor, 898 nucleotides long. RefSeq names its product MHC class I-like protein MILL1. Gene Ontology annotation, cellular component: external side of plasma membrane. The transcript has 3 exons. The coding region runs from base 110 to 862 and encodes 250 amino acids. Gene Ontology annotation, biological process: immune response; positive regulation of T cell mediated cytotoxicity; antigen processing and presentation of endogenous peptide antigen via MHC class Ib. Lineage: Eukaryota; Metazoa; Chordata; Mammalia; Perissodactyla; Rhinocerotidae. The record is from RefSeq and is a predicted model, not a curated record.
UGCUGCAAAUACACCUUACUUUGUGAGACGACUUCCACUGGUGUAGAGUCUUAUUUAACUCACCAGGAGGUGAGCCCACUUGGUUUGGUAUCAAGACCUCUGGACGGGAAUGGGGAUAGGGUCCCCGGGGGGCCCCAGAGCCCUGAGCCGCCUGCUGCUCCUGUUCCUGCUACUGGAGGAACCCCUGGGGUCCUGCACUGGAACCCACACUCUCCGCUACGACCUCAUGGCCCUGUCCCUGGACAGGCCUGGGAAGCCCCAGUUCCUGGCCCUGGGGUACUUUGAUGAUGAGGUUUUCUUGCGCUAUGACGGCAAGAGCCACAAGGCAGAGCCCCUUGGUCUAGGGAUCCAAACGGACUUGGGACCUGAGACCUGGGAGAGAGAGACCAAGGACCUGAAGGAGAAGGAGCGGCAGCUCAGACAGAUGCUGACAGAGGUCAUGGGCCAGCAGGGCCAGGGUGCGGGCCUUCACUCCCUCCAGGCCACAUUGGGCUGUGAGCUCCAGGGAGACAGCACCAGAGGCUUCUGGCGCUUGGGCUACAAAGGGCAGGACUUCCUCACCUUCGACUCACAGACCCUCACUUGGACGUUGGCCGCGCCUUCAGCCCAGCACAUCAAGAAGCUCUGGGAGACCCAAGGCCCCAGGGCUGAUCUGGUUAAGGAUUUCCUGUGUGUGACUUGUCCUGCCCAACUCUGGAGAUACCUGGCCUCCUGGAGGGGCCUCCUGGAGCAUACAGGUACUGACCUGGGCGGGAGGGUCCACCCACUGAGUCUACGCCUGGUUCCUACAAGGAAGAGAACUUUCCUCUUGUUCUCUGAGUGGCUGUCCUGCACUGGCCUUAGGCUAGUUGCUGAGUUGUGACUGAAUUGUCGGAGAAGCACACCCAUGUGGGUGGGU